AGGCGUUAACCCCGCGGAGGCAGUGGCAAGAUGGCAUCCUUGGAUCGGGUGAAGGUACUGGUGUUAGGAGAUUCAGGUGUUGGGAAAUCGUCACUUGUUCAUCUUCUAUGCCAAAAUCAGGUGCUGGGAAAUCCAUCAUGGACUGUGGGCUGCUCAGUGGAUGUCAGAGUUCAUGACUACAAAGAAGGAACCCCAGAAGAGAAGACCUACUAUAUAGAAUUAUGGGAUGUUGGAGGAUCUGUGGGCAGUGCCAGCAGUGUGAAAAGCACAAGAGCAGUAUUCUACAACUCUGUAAAUGGUAUUAUUUUAGUACACGACUUAACAAAUAAGAAGUCAUCCCAAAACUUGUAUCGUUGGUCAUCAGAAGCUCUCAACAGGGAUUUGGUGCCAACUGGAGUCUUGGUGACAAAUGGGGAUUAUGAUCGAGAACAGUUUGCUGAUAACCAAAUCCCACUGUUGGUAAUAGGGACUAAACUGGACCAGAUUCAUGAAACCAAGCGCCAUGAAGUUUUAACUAGGACUGCUUUCCUGGCUGAGGAUUUCAUUGCAGAAGAGAUUAAUUUGGAUUGCACAAAUCCACGGUACUUAGCAGCAGGUUCCUCCAAUGCUGUCAAGCUCAGUAGGUUUUUUGAUAAGGUUAUAGAGAAGAGAUACUUUUUAAGAGAAGGUAAUCAGAUUCCAGGUUUUCCUGAUCGAAAAAGAUUUGGGGGAGGAACAUUAAAGAACCUUCAUUAUGACUGAAUUACAUUCCUUCUUUGGAAGAGCGAGCAAGCAGUGGCAGUUUUUCACAGCUUUCCUUUUGCUGUGUUUGAUUGUUAAUGUCUUUUAACAAGAUCAUCUUAAAAUACUGCCUUUCAGCCUCUUCCUUUAAUGAAAAUGAAAGAAGGGACAACAUGGACAGUCCACACUUUGUCCCCGUUUUCUCUGUUCCUCACCUUUCUGUCCCUGUUUAUGGAUUAUGUAAAAACCCUGUGGAAAUAUGAGAUAUUGUCAAAAUGUUUCUAAAUGAGCACUGAUGGAGUACUGCAGAGAAAAUUUACUCCUGCCUGGAACUGGAGGGUUUUUAUGGGUCUGUAAUUUUCCCACACUCAUUGCUGAAGGCUUAAUUAAGUACUUCAAAAAUGUAUCUCUAUUGUUUUACCUUCUUUUGAGGGGAAAGGUUCUGUUAACUAGCUCUGAGUUGUCCACCCCAAACAAUCUCUGUCAUUUUCAAAGACACAAAAUGGUGUUAUUUAAUUGUCUGCACCCUCAUCACACAUAGGGAUGCCUAAUAAUAGCAACCUUGUCUCCCUCUUCUCUCCUUUGCAAAUGGCUCAGUGGCUAGAAGAGGCGGACUAAUAGCUGGAGUUAAAUAUAAAUACAGAUUAAUAAUACAUGGAGAACAGCAGUACCAGAAAAGAAGAAUUCUGUGAAAAAUUGAUAGCUCCUUCACUCUUUAGGUUGCAGCUGUCUGUGAUAUCAUUGUUUUAUUUGGAAAAUAAAAUAGGUAUGGUAAAAUCUAAGAUCUCCACAAGGGCAGUAAGAGAUUUAUAGCCUCUUGGUUGUGUUUUUUUUUUUGUUUUUUUUUGUUUUUUUUUAGGAAAAGUCAACUCCUGAAGUGUCCCUUAUCUAUAGUCAGAAAACUAAGAAUAUUAUUCUUGUGUCAACAAUAUAUUUAUGGAGAGAAGUAAAAAUAAGUUCCACAGCAACACAUUUACAUGAAUUAUGAACUAGGAUUCUUGGAUUUCAUAAUCACUCCAAGGCUUUUUGGGGGUGGCGUGUGUGUGCGUGUGUGUAUGCAUAAUUGUUCAUCAUUACUUUUUUUUUAACCCAUCUUUUUUGCUUAACUCUCUCUGUACUAAGUUCUUUAGUAUAUAAAUUAGUUUCUUAAAAUUAAUUGAUUUAACACUUUUAUCACCCGUAUUUUUUGUCUGGCUCUGGUGCAGUUCUCCACACAUGUGAAUGCUCACAUUAAAAAACGAUAAUAAUAAAUGUGUAGUUUCAGCUUCUCAU
Molecule: messenger RNA, 1992 nt
Organism: Nycticebus coucang (slow loris)
Lineage: Eukaryota; Metazoa; Chordata; Mammalia; Primates; Lorisidae
Gene: RABL3
Product: RAB, member of RAS oncogene family like 3
Exons: 8
Coding region: 31-741 (236 amino acids)
Biological process (GO): intracellular protein transport
Cellular component (GO): endomembrane system
Molecular function (GO): GTPase activity
Source: RefSeq, a predicted model, not a curated record